UUACUCAUUAAAUUUUUUGUUUAUGAGGUUGUCACUAAAAAUUCAAAUGUGAGUGGUGACACUAGUGACGUUUGAGGUUAUGUUCGAUUCACGUAAACACCAAAUGUUGAAUAAGUUCUAACGGGACCAUAAUAAUGAAAUUUCGGACAUUUUCAUUACUUAAACGUUUUUCAACAAUUCCGAAAAUUAGUCCAAAAAUAUGUGUGGUGGGUUCAGGCCCUGCAGGCUUUUAUGCAGCUCAGUAUAUGGCAAAUAGGCUUGAAACGGCUCAAAUUGAUAUAAUUGAAAGACUACCAGUCCCAUUUGGAUUAGUCAGGUUUGGUGUUGCUCCUGACCAUGCAAAUCUUAAAAACUGUAUCAACACUUUUUCAAAGACUGCACAAUUAAAAAAUGUUAGAUUUAUGGGGAAUAUUACCCUAGGAAGAGACGUCACAUUAAAACAAUUGAAAGAAGCCUAUCACGUAGUUUUAUUGACUUAUGGAGUUGACGAUAGUCGCAAGCUAAAUAUUAAAGGCAGUGACCUUAGAAACAUAUUCCAAGCCAAAGAUUUCGUUGGUUGGUACAAUGGAGUCCCCUGGAAUAGAGACCUCACUGUAGACCUUUCAGACACGACUGCUACGAUUUUCGGCCAUGGAAACGUCGCUAUUGACGUUGCGAGACUCUUAUUAUCACCAAUAGACAAAUUAAAGUCAACAGACAUCACUGAACACUCGUUAGCAACCUUUGCGCAAUCCCGGAUCAAAGAGGUGAAUCUAAUCGGUCGCAGAGGCCCUUUGCAAGUCUCCUUCACCACAAAAGAGCUACGAGAAUUGUUAAAUUUGCAAAAUUGUUGCACAGUGUGGCGCCCUGAAGACAUGCAAGACGUGCCAGAACUAGUGCCAAAGUUGGUAAAACCGCGCAAACGCUUGACUGAAUUAAUGGUUGAUCAAUUCCAAAAACGUCAAACUCCAAAACUGGAUGAAAAACAACUCAAAAUGAUUUUUCUCAGGUCGGCGAAAGAGUUUGGCGGUUCACUCAAAGUCGAAUCGGUCAAAUUGCAAAUAAACCGAUUAGAAGGCGACGAUUUAUUAGAGAAAAAAGCAGUGCCAACUGAACGAGAAGAAACAAUCGCUAGUAGUCUUGUUGUGGCAAGCAUUGGGUACAAGUCUGUGCAAGCCGACAACGACAUACCAUUCAAUAGUCAAUUAGGUGUUGUAGAAAAUAAGUAUGGGAAAGUGGAUAAUGGUUUGUAUACUGCGGGUUGGGUGGCAAAGGGCGCUAGUGGUGUUUUGCUCCAUACUAUGGAACAUGCGUUUGGUGUAGCGUCUGUUAUUUUGAAAGAUUUGGAACUUGAGGGGGUUAAGCAAACAAAACCGGGGUUUGACUUUGUUAGGAAGCUUCUAGAUGAGAGGAAUGUGCAAGUUGUGACGUGGGAAGAUUGGUUGAAGAUUGAUGAAUAUGAGAAGAAUGAAGGGAAGAAGUUGAAUAAGCCGAGAGAGAAAAUUGUGGAUAUUGAACAGAUGUUGAAAAUUGCGGCGACGUAGGAUAAUUAGCGCCACAUUGCGUGACAAUAACUUUAAUUAUUAGAUUGGUAGAGGGAUUCGUAAGGUAAAAGAAAAAAUGUUGGGACAGUUGAUGUAACGAUGAGUGAAAAAUAAAUCUAUUUUUAUAUGUU
This is a messenger RNA of Tribolium madens (black flour beetle), 1654 nucleotides long. It is a transcript of the gene dare, whose product is annotated as NADPH:adrenodoxin oxidoreductase, mitochondrial. NCBI's taxonomy places the organism in Eukaryota, Metazoa, Arthropoda, Insecta, Coleoptera, Tenebrionidae. The record is from RefSeq and is a predicted model, not a curated record. Gene Ontology annotation, cellular component: mitochondrion. The coding region runs from base 135 to 1523 and encodes 462 amino acids. Gene Ontology annotation, biological process: ubiquinone biosynthetic process. The transcript is spliced from 4 exons.